GGGGAACAGGCGCCGUUAUACACCAGCGUGGCAUUUCCUUCCUCUCUCUGCUCGGGAGAGCCGGCGAGCGAAGGCGGAUCUCAUCGCCCACGAGAAGGGAGGAAAGCGGGGAGGAACGGGGGGGGGUCUGGGCUGAUUCUCUGAUCUCAUCCCCCAAGCCAGUCAGCUGCGAGCUGUCUGCCUCUCAUGUCAGCUGAUCCAGGAGGGGAGCCUUCUGUCUCUCCUUCACACUUCCCUUCUGACUUCUCAAGUGGAUUUUGUUGUUUUUUGUUUUCCUAACACAACGACAACCAAAAACUCUCGGGUCAGGAGGAGGAGGAGGAGGAUUUAUUCCAAAGGGCUGGCCGGUUGGGCGACUGAAAGCAAAACACCAACGAACGCACCAGCCCCAAACUGGAUUGCCCGGCAACUUUCCUCCAACAAGGUUCCUUCUCUCGCCGUCCAGAAUGGCUUCCAAUUUUAAUGACAUAGUGAAGCAAGGGUAUGUCAAGAUUAGGAGCCGGCGUUUAGGAAUUUAUCAGAGAUGCUGGCUAGUCUUCAAGAAAGCAUCGAGCAAAGGGCCCAAAAGAAUAGAGAAAUUUUCAGAUGAGCGUGCUGCUUACUUCAGAUGCUACCAUAAGGUUACGGAACUUAAUCAUGUGAAGAAUAUAUUGCGGUUGCCAAAAGGCACAAGGAAGCAUGCUGUAGGGAUAUAUUUUAAUGAUGACACAUCCAGGACGUUUGCUUGUGAAUCAGAGCUUGAAGCAGAUGAAUGGUGCAAAGUCUUGCAGGUGGAGUGCCUGGGGACUCAGAUUAAUGAUAUUAGCCUUGGAGAACCUGACCUAUUGGCUUCCGGUGUAGAGAGGGAACAAAAUGAGAGAUUCAAUGUGUAUUUGAUGCCAUCCCCUAAUUUAGAUGUGCAUGGGGAAUGUACCUUGCAGAUAACAUUUGAAAAUAUCUGUCUUUGGGACAUCCAGAAUCCCAGAGUAAAGCUCGUCUCUUGGCCUUUAAGCGCCCUACGGAGAUAUGGGCGGGACUCAACUUGGUUUACAUUUGAAGCUGGAAGGAUGUGUGACACAGGGGAAGGACUAUUCAUCUUUCAGACGAGAGACGGAGAGGCAAUCUAUCAGAAGGUUCACUCGGCAGCACUGACCAUAGCAGAACAACACGACCACUUAUUACAGAGUGUGAAAAACUCAAUGCUACAGAUGAAAAUGAGUGACAGGGCUGUUUCCCUUGGCACCAUGGUCCCAUUGCCCCGCAGUGCAUAUUGGCAACACAUCACACGGCAACACAGCACUGGACAACUCUUUGGCUUACAAGAUAGUCCGUUGAAGAUUCAUCGAACAGAAACUUUCCCCACCUAUCGGUCAGAGCACUGAUAAAGAAAAGACAAAGACUUUUAAAACGAGUGGUUUUAGGGUGGACUGAUCCGCUUUCAUUAACAAUUGUGCAACAAUAAUGAAGCAGACAGAAGUAAGGAAGAAUGGAUUAUGACUGCAAUGUUAUUUUUUAAUCUUCAGGCAAAAGUUAUACAGCUUAGAGAUAAAAUUGGGAAGUUGCUGUAUUUCAUAGUUACAUCCAGAAGAAAGAAGCUCUUCUUCAGUGUGUGAUUUUUUUUUAAUAUAAUUGAUAACUGUUGAUGAUUUGUCUUAUGCUAUCAGUUGUUCAAGAUUCAUUUUGAUGGUAUCUUAGAUAAUGUCAUUUACAUGUAUAAACUACAUGUAAUAUUUGUAUAUUUUUCUUUAACUUCAGUGUCCUGAUUCAUCACUGAGCAUAGCACUUUUCAGAAUGGUGACCAGUUUUUUGGAACUGGAAUCUGUUGUCCCUGUCUAUUAAAGUCUGAUUAAGACUCAUCUAAGUUAUCAACAGACAAUUCUCUUGUCUUGUUAUGUUUUAUUUCAUACUCCUAUGUUUAAAUAUGUCUUUUAGAAGUUUAGAAAUAAAGUGCCAUUUGCCACAUCACUUGAAAUAUUGCAUGCAAAUUUUGUGAGAGCCACAGAUUGAGAACAUUAACAGAAGCAUCAUAUCCAAGUAAUAAGUGUGCAACACAGCAUUUGCAAGAUCAUAUUUGGAAUACUUUGAAAGGCUUUCAGAUUGUAUGAUUUCUUCAAUAUUUUUUUAGAUCACAGACCAAAACCUCCAAAUAUUUGCUGACUCAUAUUGACCAAUCAUACCUCUGAUUGACAGGUGCUGGAGAAAUGGAGAUGAAGCUCUGCCACCCUGGGUUCCUUUGGAUAUAAAUAAAUAAAUAAAUAAAAGUAUGGAUUUCUACUGGGACAUCAGCUAGGAGCAGGAUCAAAAUAAUUGCAUCUUCAGUUUGGGCUAUCUGUGAUUAAUUAGGGUUGCCAGGUUCAGGGCCUGAGAUUGAUCCUGUAUCUUU
This is a messenger RNA of Rhineura floridana, 2362 nucleotides long. It is a transcript of the gene DOK5, whose product is annotated as docking protein 5. The transcript is spliced from 8 exons. Bases 447 to 1361 code for a protein of 304 amino acids. NCBI's taxonomy places the organism in Eukaryota, Metazoa, Chordata, Lepidosauria, Squamata, Rhineuridae. Gene Ontology annotation, cellular component: cytoplasm. Gene Ontology annotation, biological process: positive regulation of MAPK cascade; cell surface receptor protein tyrosine kinase signaling pathway. The record is from RefSeq and is a predicted model, not a curated record.